Passer domesticus (house sparrow) is the source of this 1293-nucleotide messenger RNA. It is a transcript of the gene CARTPT, whose product is annotated as CART prepropeptide. The transcript has 3 exons. The coding region runs from base 44 to 379 and encodes 111 amino acids. Gene Ontology annotation, biological process: adult feeding behavior; positive regulation of MAPK cascade; cellular response to starvation. The record is from RefSeq and is a predicted model, not a curated record. NCBI's taxonomy places the organism in Eukaryota, Metazoa, Chordata, Aves, Passeriformes, Passeridae. Gene Ontology annotation, molecular function: neuropeptide hormone activity.
GGCGCUAUAAAGGCGGCGGCGGCGGCGGCGGGGCGGCAGCACCAUGGAGAGCUGCCGGGCGCUGGCGCUGUGCGCCGUGGCGGCCGCGCUGCUGCUGAGCGCCCGCGGACACGGAGCGGCCCCGCCGCGCCGCGCCCGCGACCUGGGACCGCCCGGCGGCGGCGGCGCCUCCCGGGAGAAGGAGCUGAUCGAGGCGCUGCAGGAGGUGCUGGAGAAGCUCAAGAGCAAGAGGGGACCGCACUACGAGAAGAAGUUCGGGCAGGUGCCCAUGUGCGACGCCGGGGAGCAGUGCGCCGUGAGGAAGGGGGCUCGCAUCGGGAAGCUCUGCGACUGCCCCCGGGGGACGUCGUGCAAUUCCUUCCUCCUCAAGUGCCUGUAAGCUGAGGAGUCCCGGGACAAGCCGCCGCGGGGGCAGGCACUGACGUCUGGCCGCCCCGACGUGCCGGCGACUCCCGCAGCUCCUCCGCCCGAGAAACGCGGCGAGAAGUCCCCGCGUUGCCCGUGUAACGCCGUCCGUGACAUCCGACAUCCGUGGAGCUGUUUUCUUUCUCUCCCCCGCCCCACCCCGUCCUCUCCCUCCUCUCCUCCCCCGCUUGUUUUUUGUCCGUCCAGGAAAACCCCGGGCUGUGCCUUGGGAGCAGAGGCGCCGGUCCCGGGAGCUGCAGUGCCGUCCCAGUGCAGACCCGAGCCGUGCCGAGCCGUGCCGAGCCGUGCCGGGAAGCCGUUCUGGCCCCGUGCCAUGCCCCGGGCUGCUCGGCUCCUUCCUCGGGCGGAAAAAUUCCACCCACUGCCGGCUGGAGGAGCCGGGGCCAGGGACGCCCCUGAGGUGGCUGGGGGUAGCGGGGGCAGGCGGGAUGCGGGUGUGCCCAAAGCACUCCGGGCCCCUCUCUCGCCUCCCCGCUGAGAGGACCCAGUUCGGCACACCCCAGAGCAAGCAGCCUGCAGCCCUCGGCGGGGUUCACCCGCACCGCUGGGCUCAGGCCAAAUCCAGCUGCGCUCACCCUGUUGUGCUGUAGAAAGCCCGGCAUGAGACACUGAUGGCGUGCAGGGGGUCCGGCACUAGCCCGGCUGGGGUGGGGCUGGGGGGAUAUCGGUUGCUUUACCAGGGCCACCACGGAGAGAAAGCUGUCUGGAUUCGUUGCAAACUACCUGGGGAUAUCCUACUCAUGUUUCUACAAUGAACUGAUGUACAUAAAUAUGUCUGUCCUCCACAGGUACACUGUGUCUUUCAGCAAACUCAUAACGUGUUUUAAUCCUUUGUUUGUCUCUAUUAAUAAAGUCAGUGUUCUGAUG